This is a messenger RNA of Oppia nitens, 846 nucleotides long. Its product is annotated as zinc finger protein 860-like. Gene Ontology annotation, biological process: regulation of transcription by RNA polymerase II. Gene Ontology annotation, molecular function: DNA-binding transcription factor activity, RNA polymerase II-specific; RNA polymerase II transcription regulatory region sequence-specific DNA binding. The record is from RefSeq and is a predicted model, not a curated record. The coding region runs from base 1 to 846 and encodes 281 amino acids. Lineage: Eukaryota; Metazoa; Arthropoda; Arachnida; Sarcoptiformes; Oppiidae. Gene Ontology annotation, cellular component: nucleus. The transcript has a single exon.
AUGUCGCCGUCUUUGUGGCAAACUUUUUGUUUCCGAUAUUUGUCACAAUUUGUUGGUAUCACUGCCGACACGAUUGACAUUAUGUUGCGAAAUGGUUUCGAUUCGGUGCAUACAUUGCGGGCCAUAAAUAUAGACGAAGAUUGGCAUCUGUUGCCGACACAGAUAUCUAUUGGUCAGAAAUUAUUAUUACGACAGGCAUUAACCAAACUGCAAGAUAUCACUGAUGAUGACUUAGAGGAUAACAAACAAAUAAUUACACCAAAACCUCUGGUUCCUAACAGUCGGGUUUUUAUCAAUUUGGACAAUAAUAUGGACACAGUUUCGGAUAACAAUGAUAUGUUGUAUAACAAUAAUGAAGUGAACAGUGAUAAUCAAUUGUAUCAAAUCAAUGAUGACUUAACAUUGCCGUCAAUUAUCAAUGAAUUUGAAUUGAAAAGACUUGCAUUACAAAUACAACCCGUUGUAGUCAUAAAUCGGCUAAAAAUGCCAAACAAUAAAUCAAAGACUAUCAGUAAUAGUCGUCUAAAUGGGUCUGAAGUCGAAACUAAAAACAAUGAUUGUUUCAAAUGUGUUGAAUGCGAUCGGUAUUUAUCAUCGGAAUUGAAACUUGAAAUUCAUGUGAAUAGUUGUCAUCUGAAAUGUCGUCCAUUCAGAUGUAAUAAAUGCCGAAAAGGAUUCUUUGCCAACAUAUCACUACUCAAUCAUUUGGGAGAAAAACAUUCAAUUAAACCGUUUGGUUGCGAUAAAUGUCAAUUCAAGACCCGUAGUAAUUGGCAGCUCAACCAUCAUAAACGGAUUCAUUCAUUCAAUCCAGUCAUAGGUUUGCCAUUACAAGGACUGCAAUAA